Molecule: messenger RNA, 933 nt
Organism: Nilaparvata lugens (brown planthopper)
Lineage: Eukaryota; Metazoa; Arthropoda; Insecta; Hemiptera; Delphacidae
Product: non-hemolytic phospholipase C-like
Exons: 2
Coding region: 1-933 (310 amino acids)
Molecular function (GO): hydrolase activity, acting on ester bonds
Source: RefSeq, a predicted model, not a curated record
AUGAGCGCCUGGCCGACCUACAAAACGCCGGCCUCGAUGGGCUACUACCGCCAGCAUGAGCUGCCGUUCCAAUUCGCGCUGGCCACGCCUUUACCUCUGCGACGGCCUAUCACUGCGCUAUUCACGCCGGCACCAACACCAACCGACUGUUCCACUGGACCGCACCAACGGCCCGUCCGCCGCCGACGUGGCGGUGGUGGUCAACGAAUGGGACAGCCCCGGCCCGCGGAGAUCGGCUACCAGUGGACACCUAUCCGGAACGGCUGGAGUACCCGCGCCGCCAGCAUUCAGGUGGGCAAUCCGGCGCGGGGCGCCGAAAGACUCAACGCCUUCGUGCCCUAUCGCGAUGCGCUCAACGAGGCCGCACCGCUGUACAAAGGCAACGGCAACACCCUGCCGGCCGCCGACGGCAACGAUCUGGACGCCAUGCUGGCCGGAUUCCGCGCCGACAUACAGCAGGGCAAACUGCCGCAGGUCAGCUGGAUCAUCGCGCCGGCGGCCUAUUCGGAACACCCCGAUCCCUCCAGCCCGGUGCAGGGCGGCUGGUUCACCCAAGAGAUCCUCAACGCGCUGACCGACAACCCGGAGGUGUGGAGUAAAACCGUCCUACUGGUCAACUACGACGAAAACGACGGCUUUUUUGACCAUAUGCCUUCGCCUUCCGCGCCGUCGCUGCGCGAGGACGGCAGCUUCGCCGGUAAAUCGACGGUGCCGUUCGACACCGAGAUCUUCCAGCACGUGGCGCCGCCCGGUUCGCAGGAUCAACCGCCGCCGGGGCAGCUGCAGCUGCAGCUGAACAAUCCGGGCACCGAAGCGAUAGCGGUUACCCUCGAACGCUGCCCCUAUACGCAGCAGGGCCGUGGCACAUCACGCUGCCGGCAGGCGGCAGCCACCAGCAAAGCUUUGAUGCCCACGCAGCGGCGGUUGGUAUGA